AUGUUCUCGGAUUUUCUUUCAACACCACUUGAUAGUAGCUCACCUAGAAUGGCUUAUAGUGCAUCUCCAAGAUCAAGAAAACCAGCUAUAUACAGAGGAACACCACCAACAUUUACUUCAACAUUAAGGUGUGUUCAAUCAGGUACAGAAAUUGGAUUACCAGAAGAAACAUGGGAAGUAAAUAUUGAACCAGACGGUACUAUUAAGAAAGAAGGUAAAACACUAAAUUCUGAGUUAAUUGAGCCAUUACCUCGGUUUGCAAUUGGGAUUGCUCAAACACGUGGUGUAAGAGAAAAUAUGGAAGAUGUUAUAUCUACUUGUCAUUUAGAACGAAAUAAAGAUUUGGUUGGAGUGUUUGAUGGACAUAAUGGAGAUUCAGCUGCUCGGAUAGCAGCUACAUUAUUAAAACAAGAUACUAAAAAUUAUACAUUACUUGAUGAUAUUCAUUUUAUUGAUUUAUUUAAUCAUUUACAAAAGAAGAUUGUUUCACAAACACAAAGUGGAACUACUGCAACAGUACUUUAUCUAGGCUGUGAAAUAGUUAAAAUAGCAUAUGUAGGUGAUUGUUCAGUGUAUUUAAUUGAUAAUAAUGGAAUAAAUAAAAUUACUGUACCACAUCGUUGUGGAAAUAUUCUAGAAGAAAAAAGGAUAUUAACAAGUGGUGGAACGAUAGAAGAUAUUGAUGGAAUAAGACGUGUGAAUGGAAUAAUUAAUAUUACUAGAAGUUUAGGUGAUAAAGAACUUCAUCCUCCAUUAUCCUUUGAACCAGAGAUAUAUUCAGUUAAUGUAAAAAAAGGAUUGAGUCAUAUUGUAAUAAUAAGUGAUGGUGCUGAUACAGUAAAUGAAAAAGAACUAGAAAAGAUGAUUAGAAGAUCUCCAACAGUUUCUAUUGCAGCAGCAGCAAUUAGAAAUGAAGCAUUUAAACAAAAAAGCAAAGAUAAUAUUUCUGUUGUUGUAGUUGAUAUGAAAUUUAGUUCAUAUGAAAGAAAAACAACAUCACCUUUAGUUGAUGAUUUAUGUAUUGCAGGUGGUGAUGAAGACAAUCCAUUUGAUUUUUAA
Messenger RNA from Entamoeba histolytica HM-1:IMSS, 1059 nucleotides. Its product is annotated as protein phosphatase domain-containing protein. NCBI's taxonomy places the organism in Eukaryota, Evosea, Mastigamoebida, Endamoebidae. The record is from RefSeq and is a predicted model, not a curated record. Gene Ontology annotation, molecular function: protein serine/threonine phosphatase activity. The transcript is spliced from 3 exons. Gene Ontology annotation, biological process: protein dephosphorylation. Bases 1 to 1059 code for a protein of 352 amino acids.